Molecule: messenger RNA, 4187 nt
Organism: Dermacentor albipictus
Lineage: Eukaryota; Metazoa; Arthropoda; Arachnida; Ixodida; Ixodidae
Source: RefSeq, a predicted model, not a curated record
UGGCUGUCCGAGAGAUUAAGAACUAGAGCAGUCGGUGCAGUGCUGCGGUCGUCUUGCUCAGUGGCAUGUUGUUUCGCGUCGUCAUGCUGAAAUGCCUCUUCAAUUUACACGCCCGCUGUCGUUAGCUUGCGUAAUGGCUCAUAUUACGCGAGCAGAACCCGGGAUUCGAAGCCAGCUUCGCUGAUCAUCUUGUUUGUUGCGGCAUAAAAGCGUGCACGUCGACGUCUGUGACUGUUGAAGGCCUUUGCAUAAAAACUUCGCGACUUCGAAGCAAGCCACAUGAGCUGUGGUUUCAGUUUUACCGCGACGGUGUUAUUAAGAGAACUUCAGAUAUACGAUGACGAGCUAGAAGACUUUGUGGACCUUGAGCCGGGCACGCCUGUUCAUAACAAGGCAAAAAUCAAGCUCGCAAGGAAGUUGGUUCGAAAAGCAGAUGAAGGGGAAAAUGAAGAGUCUGCUCAAGUCAACGGUGGCUCCCCUGAGAAGGAAAAUGAAGUAGAAGUGGGCGAGGACGGCACAGAGAAGAACAUCCACGCAGUAACAGACGUCAUCAAGGCUGCCAAAGCCGAACAGCGUCUGCAGCAGCUGAAGCAUCGAAAGCAGGGGUCGCCUCCGGAUGACACCAUUGAGAAGGACCUGGACUGCCCUGUCUGCGGCAAGCAAUUCACCAAAAACUACUACUUGCAGCGGCACCUCCAAAUGACCGCCUGCUCGAGCGAGCCCCCGCCCUCUCAACUCUGCGAAUUGUGCGGAAAGGUCUACUCCCGCAAGGACAAUCUUCAGGAGCACCUGCGGGCACAUGGCGGUGAGGUGACGCGGUGGAAGAAGUACAUGUGCGACCACUGCGGCAAACCCUUCUACAGUAUCUCGCUGCUCAAGAUCCACAUCCGCGUGCACACCGGCGAGCGGCCAUUCCCCUGUGACUUCUGCAACAAGGGUUUCUCGUCGGUCUCGGCGCUCAACAAGCACCGGCGCAUCCACACGGGAAUCCGGCCACAUAAGUGUCCGCACUGCGGCAAGGAGUUCAUUCAGGCUGCGGGACUCAAGGCGCACCUGUUCCAUCACACGGGCAUGAACGGCUUCAAGUGCACCGUCUGUGACAAGGUUUUUAACCGCAAGACUCGGCUAGACCUGCACAUGAAGUACCUGCACCUAAAGGAAAAGCCGCACGUCUGCGAGGACUGUGGCAAGGGUUUCACGCGGCGCGACGACCUGAACCGUCACUCAGUCCUGCACACGGGUGAGAAGCCGUUCCAGUGCCCGACGUGCCACAAGCGCUUUGCCUUCAAGCCCUCGCUCAAGACCCACAUGGUGACCCACACCAAGGAAGAGCCCCAGUCGUGCCAUGAGUGCGGCCGCGCCUUCAUUCGCAAGGAUUGCCUCAUGCGACACAUGCGCAAGCGCCACCGUGACCUGCUCGACGAGGAGGAUGACCGCUUCGCCCCGACUCCCGUCGCCACUCCGGGAGGCACGGCCAACACGGAUAGCGGCAUCAAGCUGGGCCCCCAGGCAGGCACUGUGGCCCGGAUCCUGUCGGAACAGGUUCUUUGCGAGAGCAUCCGUGAGCUGCUGGGCCUGCUCAUUGAUGAGCCAACGUUGAAGGGCUUUGGAUACCCGGACAAGCCCGUGGACGAACUGCUCGAAGCGGUCAUCCGUCGCUGCGGCCACAGCCCGGCUAGUCCCGACAAAUACAACUACAUGGAUCGGCUGCGUGAGAACUCCAAGCUGCUCUUCACAGGGGUCAUCAACGACAAUGCUGUCAAGACUCUGCUCAAUAACCAGACUGUCGACGAGGUCAUUCUACACGUGUUGCGUCUCGCAAAGUCCUAGCUUCUCAUUGUCAUCUUUCCCACCCUCUCGUUUCGAUUAACUGAGGGUGCAGAGAAGCAAACAGAUUGUUUUCUAAUUGUAAUAGGAUGGCACUCACAUGGGUUGUGCGGGCUUAGCUUGUUUGAUUUCCACGUGCUGUCAUAACAAAAGGGACCACAAUAUGUUAGUGCUGUGCGACUUUUAACUAUUUAGCUAACUCCUACUGCAGACAGUAGCAGUCAGUUAAGUACGCCCUUGCUAGUGAAAGCCCUUGGAACUUGGAAAAGCGUAAUGUCAGCGGUCUUGUUACGCAUUGUUGCAAACACAUUUCAUGGUUCCGAAGAUUUUUAAGGGACUGCGCACUUGUAGCUAAACAGAACGGCUUUUCCUGCUUUCACAUAAAUAUGCAUGACCAGUGCUGUCAGUGCUGCGGACUGCAUUCGCUCUAGCCGUAAACACGUAUUAUGCCUGUUUAUUGGCUCAGUAAAUGACAAUAGUUCUUGAAGCAAGAAAAAAGAAAAAGACAGAUAAAAAACAGGAGCAAUGCUUGGUAACAGGUUGGGCCUGGCAUUAGCUUUUUUUUUUCUGAACUGGAAAGUGGCAGUUUCUGGCUGCUGGCAUAACUAACUUGGCGAGUGCCCAUAAGGUCAUGAAGUCACAAGAAAGCCGUUGGCAGAAGGUAAACAUUGAUGUCAAGUUGAACAGAAGGCUCAUAGCGCACACUACGGUGCCACAAAGCACAUUUGCUUCUUUGCACCCUCACUUAACCUCUCCUGUGCUUUGUACACCAUGUAUUCUUUGUCUUCACUCUGCAUCAUUCUUUGUUACUGCAUUGCACAAUGCCCAUGCUUAGCUGGGCAUGAACAGAGCAGCAGGCAGUUGGAAAUGUGCUGGGUUUUGUCGUGAGUCCUGUAGGUGCGUUUGUGUAUUCCAUGGGGAGGGAGAAUCCAGUCUAACAACAUGAAGAUUAUCACGAUGAUGGGCACGCACAAUCUACACCAGCCUGGUAGCCCAAAUCGUACGAAAAAACUUAAAUGCAUUCUCUCCCAUUUGAUGUUUUUGACUCUUGUGGCACAUUCCCACACCUGUAGCAGAAGUUGUAAGGGAGGGUUACUGGCGAAAGCAAGGCGUCUCCAAGUCUGUCGGUUUUCUGGCCACUUUGCAAGAGGAGUGUGAGUUACAUGAUGCACCCUUUGUGCGUUUUAAGUGUUUGUAGCAGUUUUGUUGUAAGGCAACUUUUGUACAACAUUAAGUAUGAGAACAUCAGCCCACAUAGUAUGAGGGCUCUAUGUGAUGGUUUCUUUGUCGGCAGUGUAGGGAAAGCCCGACUUGACAGGUAAUGUGAUGUGCCAGCCAGUGAGACAUAGAAUAUUACUCCAAGAAGACAGCGCUAGAUGUGCCCAUGUUAGUGAAAUUAAGAUGCCCAAACUUGUGCCUUACCGUUACGGUGCUUCAGUGUUUGUCAUGUUUUUCCUCAUUCAGACUUUUUUUUUUCACAUACGGGGUAGUGAAAGUUGUAAAAGGAAGUCAUUCAUUGUGUUUCCAUACCACAAUUGUAGUAGAGUGCACUUUAGCAUUCCUUCCUUAAGGCAGGAGGGGGGGGGGGGAUGCAGUGCAUAGCACUUGUCUUUCCUUGAAGUCGUGAGAUUAACAGCAUCUUUUCCUUUUGGUAAUGGCUAACAUUGAAACUGAGGUAGGGUCACAGCUAGUAAUGGAAGCUAACAAAAAUUUGGAGAUUUAAGAUUGCUGGUAAUGUUGUUGACAGCGUUUGUCCUUGAUGACUGCAAGCAUAUCGCUUACCCUUCGCUUUCAGUCUAGCCAAAUGUCACGUGCUCAAGGAAAAGCAGCCCUACUUAUUUCUGGGGCAAAGCACUGCUUGAAGACUGGAAGCUGAGCAUUGCACAGCCAUGACUCAGAGCAGCGAACAAGUGAACCUAAGUGAGCCAAUUGUCAACUACUACUAGUGCGAAAACAUAAAAAAAGCAAAAUUUUUGCAUUAUGUAUGCUACCAAUUUCUGGUUCAAAAUGUAGUUGUUUAAUGGAGUCUUACAAUAGCUUCAGUAAUUUACUGAUUUAGCUUUACACAAGGUCUGCUCUUCAUAUUGGAGGUUAGUGCAACAAGAACAUAGAAACCUGCACAGGCCAUUAUUUGACUGUAAGUAGCUCUAACAUUCUUUUUUUCAACUUUGAAGCGGAAAAGUAGCCAGUGCUACGUGUACCACAUACAUCUGUUGCUGAAAUAUUCACCUGCAGGUUCUCAUGCAAAAUUUAAGUUGCUGUGCGCACUUGAAUACUAAUGAAGUCUUGCACACAAGGGGCAGUGUUUACUCUUAUGGGAAGUUCAAGAUUAAAGUUACUUGUUAGAUUGUAUUUAGAUA